AUGGUGCACCAGGAAUUAAAUGCGUUGAAUAUCGAAAGAACUAUGGACCGGGAAACAGACACAUUUCUCGGCCUCGCAGGAUUGCAUGUCUUUCUCACUGGGGCUGCUGGUGGGAUUGGCAGUGCUGCAGUAAAAGAAUUUCUAGAUCUCGGAUGUCGAGUUACAACAUUUGAUAAGAGAACCAUUGACGCCUCCAAGCUAUGUUCUACUUCGGAGCAAGCUUCCAGACUCCAUGUCACCCAGGGUGACCUUACCAUCGAGUCCUCCAUAGCUCAGGCUUUUGAAUCUGCAGCCAAGGCAUUUGGCCCCGUGAAUAUAUUGGUUGCAAACGCCGGGAUCACCGAUGAGAGCGCACACCCGCCGAUAUGGGAGAUCGAGACGAGUCUUUGGGAUAGGGUCAACGAAAACAACGUCCGAGGCACUUUUUUGACUGUCAAGCAUUUCCUGCGCACUGUGAAAAGGAUACAGGAUGCUCGAGGCGCAGAGCUUGAGAACGUGGCAAUCGUCAUCACGGGUUCAGAAACAGGAAAAUUUGGGCAAGAAGGGCAUGCAGAAUAUGCCUCUGGCAAAGCAGGCCUACAAUACGGCCUUGUGCGCACGGUCAAGAAUGAGAUUGUGCGCCUGAACUCCAAAGCUCGCAUUAACGCGGUUGCUCCUGGCUGGGUGGAUACCGCAUUGAUUGGGGACCGCUUGGAUGACCCAAGGGAGAUGUGGGCAGAGUGUCAGGCAACAGUUGCUUUGAAAAAGAUUGCACAGCCCGAAGAUGUGGCUCGGGCCAUGGCCUUCCUGUCGAGUCAUCGAGCAGCAGGCCACAUAUCUGGGCAGUGCAUCUCCGUUGAUGGCGGCAUGGAAGGUCGGAUUAUCUGGCGAGAGGACCAGCUCAUCGAGAAAGUCAAGCAUGGCAAUGUUGAGGCCCCUUCGCGGCAAGCAGCCAUACCUCAAUCUCUCAGCCCUCCGAUAAGAAGGCGCCGGCUACGGAUCUGUCUUUCAGUCGACUUUGAUGCAAUUUCAGGAUACUUGGGGACCGGACACGACCCGGCCAACACUUUAUCCGAUUACUCGGCAGGCAUCUUUAGCGCAAACGUGGGAGUGGGUAGGUUGUUACGAUUAUUUCGUAGGCAUGGGAUCUCUGAUAAGAUGACUUGGUUCAUUCCCGGUCACAGUCUGGAGACAUUCCCUGCCCAGGCCCAGGAGGUGGUCAGGAGCGGAGCCGAGAUUGGCCUCCACGGCUACAGCCAUGAAGGAGCAUAUGCAAUGACAGUCCAGCAAGAAAAGGAUGUCCUUGAGAAGUGUAUCGAACUGAUCACCGCGUUGAGGGGAGGUAAGAAGCCAACAGGAUAUCGCGCACCGCUGUACCAGAUCCGGGAAACCACUGUCCAGCUUCUACAGAACCAAGGGUUUCUUUACGACAGCAGCAUGAACGCCCAUGACUCCCUACCUUACUUCCUACCAAACCCAUUCCCUGGAGAAACCCCACAUGUACCAGAUUACACCAAGGAUGCCAGCAGCUGGAUGAUUCCCACCCCGAUCCCAGAACAACCAGCACCAGGCACCCCUGAAGCAGACAAGGCUUUGGUGGAGAUUCCAGGAAGCUGGUAUACCGAAGACAUGACCCCUCUCGGGUUCUAUCCCUACGCCGCGAAUACGCAAGGCUAUGUCGGCGUAGAUCUUGUGGAGAAGAUGUGGAUGGACCGCUUUGAAUGGCUGUGGGAAAAUGAAAGCUGGCUAGAUGAGGAACCCGGUAAAGGCUAUGGGUCAAUAUAUCCCAUGAUCUGGCAUCCAGAAAGUUCAGGAAGAGCACACAUUGUUGGGAUGAUCGAUCGAUUCAUCACGAAGCUGGUGGCUAGGAUGCGUGCAGCGGAAGAGGGUGAGAUCACAUUUGAGACUAUGGAGAUGGUGGCUCGAAGCUGGAAGGAACGCAAAUGA
Messenger RNA from Exophiala dermatitidis NIH/UT8656, 1926 nucleotides. Its product is annotated as glucose 1-dehydrogenase. Bases 1 to 1926 code for a protein of 641 amino acids. Gene Ontology annotation, biological process: carbohydrate metabolic process. Lineage: Eukaryota; Fungi; Ascomycota; Eurotiomycetes; Chaetothyriales; Herpotrichiellaceae. The record is from RefSeq and is a predicted model, not a curated record. Gene Ontology annotation, molecular function: hydrolase activity, acting on carbon-nitrogen (but not peptide) bonds. The transcript is spliced from 6 exons.